Molecule: messenger RNA, 987 nt
Organism: Acanthoscelides obtectus
Lineage: Eukaryota; Metazoa; Arthropoda; Insecta; Coleoptera; Chrysomelidae
Source: the annotation of a GenBank genome assembly
CUUUUGAAUUGACAGUUGUAUCACAGGUUGUAUGCUAAACUUCAUGUGACAGCUGUCACUGAUUCGUUUGUUUACUAUUUUGUUUUGUGAUUAGUAUGAUGUAUUAACAAUUUAACUUAUCAAAAAUAUAGCCUUAUCACCGUAUUUUUUUGUAAGAUGGGGCACACUGCUACCUUAUUUAUUUUGAGUUUAAUGGUCCUAUUUGAAAUAGGGCUAGCUGUGAGGUGCUAUCAGUGUGGAUCAAGCGAAGAUGGCCCUAAUGAGGAUAACUGCGGGGCGUACAGAAAAUUUGACAGAGAAAGCCACAUAGCAGUUGACUGUAGUAGUGAGGAGAGUCAUAUGCCUGGAUCAUUCUGUAUGAAAGUUACCAUGCAGAGCCCUAGAGGAUUUAUUUGGGAUGGCAGGUGGCGACAAGUAAUAAGAAGAUGUGCCUCUAUUGCUGAAAAUGGAGUGACAGGAGUGUGCAACUGGGGAGUGUAUGAAAAUGGCAUUUAUUGGGAAGAAUGCUACUGCUCUGAAGAUGAAUGUAAUAGUGCCAGUAUUGUCAGUUUAUCAAAAGCUAUUCUAGUAACUGUGCUCUCUAUAUAUGUCAUGAGACUCAUUUUAUAGUUGUAAUGUGAAUUCAAUUAUUAUUUAGUACACACGAAUAAUUUUUGAGGAAUCGAUAAGAAAUGGUUUUGCUGCAAUGUUUCAUGCAGGUCUUGGAGAUCCCCAGUUAUGUUGGUUAGAACAUUCGAAUGCAAAAAUAAAAAAAUGACUGUGAGUUCUUUUAAAACAGUUUGUUUAUCGAACACAUACCUUAUUCAAGCUUUAUAUGCAGGUAUGUUUUUUCAUUGUAUAUUUAAAGCUAUAAUUUGUAUGAUUGUAUUUUAUGUAAGUAUGAAUCUCAUUGUAUUCCGUCCAAAAGCAUUGUUAUACUAGAAUUUUAUAUUUUUUUAUAAAUCUGAUUUAUAUACAUUUGUACAAAUAUAAAGUAUAUACACAAUA